AUGUCAACGCCAAUCGUCUUCGCUUCCGCACCCUCGCGCAGUCGCAGUCUGUUCGGUGACCAGGAGCAGGACGACAUGUCGAAGCUCCUUGGCCUCGCUCUCAACCAGCGCAAAAGCGCUCUCCCGUCUCGCGAGGUCGAAGGCUUGCGGAAGAUGCUCGGCGGCACAUCGCUCGGCGGCACCUCGCUCGGUGGAACGGGCCUCUCGAAGGACUGCGACUGUGGCGCCUGCCCAUACUGCCGCGGUGUGAUGGACGCCAGCUACGACAAGGCGCGCAGGAACCUCAGGCGCGAGGCACCAGUCGCCCCGCUGUCGGGCGCUGCGACUCCCUCGUCGUCGUAUCUUCGCCGCGCGGCCGUUCCCAGCAAGUUCACGACCGACGUCCGCCCGCUCGUCGUCAUUGCCAUCGACGGCGUCCUCGAUGCGCCGCUUCCUUACCACCUGCAAGGCGGCUACGACGACGUCCUGUCGCGACCGUACCUCAGGACGUUCUUCGACUACCUCCUCUCGCGCGAGUCGCCGUACUGCUUCUGCUUCUACUCGUCCCUCCCGCGCAAGCAGGCCUUGCGCACCCUGGAGGAGCUCAACCUCCCGACGGGUGGUCCCGAGCGCGACGAGCGAGACGGAUGCGUUGGACUUUUCGCCGCCGACGACACCCACCCCAACUUUGGCGGCAAGGGCAUCAAGGACCUCGAAGUCAUCUGGAAGGAGCUCGAGAAGGAGGAGGGCAUCCGCUGGGGCGUCGAGAACACCGUUGUCAUUACUUGCCGCGACGAGUUCCCUCUGCAGCCGUUCAACUACAUCCUCUGCCCCGAGACCGAGUACCUCUCGUCCGUCGCUCCCGCCGACGACAUUUUCCUCCUUCUCGCCAUUGCCUGCCUCAAGGACCUCGAAACGGAGUCCAACUUUGCCGCGCACAUCAAGGAGUUUGACUGGCACAAGCCGCAGAUCUGGUCGAGCCGCGACGAGCACUCGGUCAACGAGCGCAACUCGUACCUCCUCCUCGCCGUCCGCACCUGCGCCGUCCUUCGCAUCAACAUUAAAGCGUUCAGGGGCAACCUUCGCAAGUCGGGUUAG
Molecule: messenger RNA, 1077 nt
Organism: Rhodotorula toruloides NP11
Lineage: Eukaryota; Fungi; Basidiomycota; Microbotryomycetes; Sporidiobolales; Sporidiobolaceae
Exons: 7
Coding region: 1-1077 (358 amino acids)
Source: RefSeq, a predicted model, not a curated record